AUGGAAAGCAGCCCUUCGCGUCACCUUCCCCGCGCUAUCCGCGGCGCGCGGCUGCUUUCCGCCCGUUGUGCUCUCCGCUUCCCCCGUCCUCCUCCGCUUAACGUCGCCAGCAGCGCGGGUUUGCGCGAGCGCGGCGAACCACAGGAAGCGGAGGGCGGGUGCAAACGUGCGAUGGCGGCGGGUCGUGGAAGCGUCCUGUUUCAACCCCCCUCGAUUGACCACCUGGCGAAGCUUCCCAGGCAAAUGGGAUGGGACGCGGGGAUGGGCGCAAGGGGGAAUGGGCGCAAGGGGGAAUGGGCGCAAGGGGGAAUGGGCGCAAGGGGGAAUGGGCACGAGGGGAGAUGGGUGGAAGGGGGGAUGGACAGCGGAGUGGGAAUGGGCGAAAUAGGAGUUGGUGACAGUCGUGCUGUGCUGGCAGCCCAGGCGGCACUUGCGGGUGCUGCUGCAAUGUCAGCGCAUGGCGAGAAGCAAGGCGGCCUUGAGGAUGCCAUUGUGUUGCCCAGGCUUCUCCCAAGUGUUGCUGGGUCUUCCUCCCAGCCUGGCACACGCCGCUACGGGUACACCCCAUUUCUGUGCUAA
This is a messenger RNA of Closterium sp. Naga37s-1, 579 nucleotides long. Lineage: Eukaryota; Viridiplantae; Streptophyta; Zygnematophyceae; Desmidiales; Closteriaceae. The record is from the annotation of a GenBank genome assembly.